This is a messenger RNA of Lecanosticta acicola, 1071 nucleotides long. Lineage: Eukaryota; Fungi; Ascomycota; Dothideomycetes; Mycosphaerellales; Mycosphaerellaceae. The record is from the annotation of a GenBank genome assembly.
AUGCGCUCGCAAAUUCUCAGGGCCGCUCCCAAACCUUCUCAAUGGCAUACCUCUAGACAACAAGCCCGUCCGUACGCCGUACAGGCUCCUGGAGCUCCUGCCAUCGAAGUCUUUGAUCCCCGGACGAAAUGGCUGCACAAGGAGAGAGCAGCGAGAAACGUUGCUCAGAGCCGCCAAGUGGACUAUCUCCGAGAUGAGGUCGCUAUGCGGCUCUGCGAUCGAAUACUGGACAUCAAUCGACCAUUUCCCAAAGUCCUGGAUUUCGGCGCCAACGCGUGCAACAUCGCUCGCGUGCUCACACGUCCAGACCCCGAUCCAGAGUCCGCGAAACCUUCACUCGAGCCCAUAAGCAAGAAGAUAGGCAGUAUAAUUUGCACAGACACGAGCCCGUCGCUGCUGUACAGAGAUCAGGAUGAGCCGUUCAAUAAGGACAUAGACAUUACUCGAGAAGUGCUACAAAGCCCGGAAUAUCUGCCCUAUGAAGCCAAUACGUUCGACAUGGUUCUCUCCUCUAUGUCAUUACACUGGAUCAAUGACCUUCCCUCCGUCCUGAUGCAGAUCAACAACUGCUUGAAGCCGGAUGCUCCGUUCGUGGCUGCUAUGAGUGGCGGCGACAGUCUGUACGAGCUGCGUGGUUCUCUACAGCUGGCUGAGCAGGAGCGACUUGGUGGCGUUGGGACACAUAUCUCCCCACUCGCUGACGUGCGAGAUGUUGGGAAUCUGCUCACACGCGCGGGCUUCAAGCUUUUGACGGUCGACGUUGACGACAUCAUCGUUGACUAUCCGAACCAUUUCGCACUGAUGUCUGAUCUUCAGGCCAUGGGCGAGGCCAACGCUGCCCUGAGGCGAGACCCUGGCGGCAUCAGUAGGGACGUGCUUCUGGCUACCGAGGCGAUUUACAGAGAAAUGUACGGCGAACAGCAGGAGGACGGCACUGUCACCGUACCGGCAACCUUCCGAACAAUCUACAUGAUCGGUUGGAAAGAAGGCGGAGCGCAGCCAAAGCCGUUGGAGCGCGGAAGUGGAGAUUUGAAUCUCAAAGACGUCUUUGGCGGUGGUGGGGGUCAGUAG